This is a messenger RNA of Talaromyces marneffei, 1527 nucleotides long. RefSeq lists its product as uncharacterized. The transcript has 4 exons. Gene Ontology annotation, molecular function: zinc ion binding; DNA-binding transcription factor activity, RNA polymerase II-specific. Bases 1 to 1527 code for a protein of 508 amino acids. Lineage: Eukaryota; Fungi; Ascomycota; Eurotiomycetes; Eurotiales; Trichocomaceae. Gene Ontology annotation, biological process: regulation of DNA-templated transcription. The record is from RefSeq and is a predicted model, not a curated record.
AUGGGUAACAUUGGAGGACCAAGCAAAGGGUGCAAUAGAUGCAAGCGUCUCAAAGUCAAGUGCGAUGAAGCAAGACCAGAAUGUCUUCGCUGUGAACGUGCACAGCAAAAAUGCACAGGGUAUAUUGAAACCGAGACAUUCGACGCACGAGUCAGAUACGAAACGGGCCUCGGUAAUAGGAGGGUAACGCGAAUCAGAAGAUCCAAAGAAAAGGCUUUGGAUGUCGUGGCGCCGGCACAGAAACAUGUACCACCGAAAAAAGCAUCAACGGAGAAAAAUGCCUCUUUGCUUGAAGUAGCCGUUCUGCUAUUCAAGACUGCCCAUGUGGCAUCUUAUGAUUCCCCGAAUUUUAGCUGGAACCCAUCUCAAGAUGAUUGUCUGGAACGUUUCAUAUCAAUCAUGAAUGAAUCAGAUGACGAUUCUAGUCUCAAACAGGCCAUAUCCGCUGUCUAUAAUGGAUUCUAUUCAUUUAUGUCGAAAAGCAAGGAGAUGGAGACAGCUUCAGAGACUAGUUUUGCAGCUGCUGUAUCACUCGCGCGAGCGGCGUUGGAUGAUCCGGUGGAUAGUAAAUCUGAUGCUACUCUGUUGACUGUUUUGUUGUUGUCUAUGUUUGAGAACUUCUGCAGCGUCAAGGAUUACAGAUCCCCGGCAAAGACUCAUUGGAUCGGUCUUGCACAAUUGCUUCAACACCGAGGACCGGAGUCAUUGGACAGUAGCGUUUCUCUAUUUUGUCUUCAUCAAUUCUAUUUCAGACUGGCAGCAGUAACCCUCGGUGGAGAAACAGAGACAAUGAAGGAACUACUCGAUCUCUCGAAAUCUAUCCCGCUACCUUGCAACAUGCAACCCACCAACAACCUUGCUUCAAUCGCAGAACGACUUGCUCGACUACGCUUGCAACUGGAAACCAUCAACCUCUGCUCCAGGUUCGACGUGCAACGAACCACACUCCUAAUGCAAUUAGCCCAGCAAAUUGAUGGCGACCUUAUGCGAUGGCCAGACUACGUUCCUCCGAGCUGCCACCCUAAACAGAAGGCGCUAGAUUUCUACUUGAAUUAUCCUGACUGGGAAGAUACCUACCCUUCACUAGCUGUAGCACAAGACUGGAAUCAUUACCGAUACCUGAGGAUCAUGGCUAAUAUUAUCAUAUCGCGAUGUGCGGCUGUGUUGCGUUUGUAUUCGCAGGCGGCAGCGGCGGAUCAGAUUUGUGAGCAGAUGGUGGAUGAAGUAUGUGCUUCGGUCAUCUACUACAUCGGCCGAUUGAAGCUCAAUUAUGAUGAUGAUGAUGACGACGAGCCUGAUAUUCAAAGGAAGCAAGCAGGCUGUGUUGACGAAAAAUAUGCCAUCGCUACCAUCGGUGCGAUGUUAUUGUUGCCCAAAUUACGAUGGAUUCUGCAGGCAGAGCCAUCGCUGAGACCGAAACAGAGGACAUGUUUGCAGCUGCAUGUCAAGAAGAUAUUGCAUUUUUAUAGAAUUCAUGGCGUGGAGAGUGUUGACAUAUUGGAUGAAGAAUCUUUCAGUCUAUUCUAA